Messenger RNA from Linum trigynum, 2369 nucleotides. The record is from the annotation of a GenBank genome assembly. Lineage: Eukaryota; Viridiplantae; Streptophyta; Magnoliopsida; Malpighiales; Linaceae.
AUGACAUCAACCCUUGAGGGAACUGCGAGUUGAAAGAAAGAAUUUACAGUCGUUCUAUGACAAAAAAGGCUAUGAGGAGUACGAAAAUGAUGGAGUUGCCUAUCAACAAGAGGAAGAUGAUGAUUGACGAGGAAAUAAGGUUACCAUUGCAUCAUUUAAAGGAAAGAUUGACCCAGAUACUUACCUAGAUUGGGAGCGCAAGAUGGAGCUAAUAUUUGACAGCUAUCAUUACCUGGAUAAGAGGAAGUUAACUCUAGCUUUGCUCGAAUUUAUGGAUUAUGCAUUAGUUUGGAGGGAUCAAUUGUGCACAAAGAGAAGGAGAGAUAGGCGCAUGCCUAUUGAGACGUUGGAUGAUAUGAGAGGUAGUGAUGGCAAUGGGGCAGGGGACGGGGAUCUCAAUACCCGUGCCCCGUCCCACACUACUACCAGUCGGGGCGGGUAAUACCCGCACGGGUACGGAGUGGGACAGGACGACCCACUCUUACAUGUCAUUUGAAAAUAAUACACGCAAAAUUUUAACUUUUACGAUAAAUUGAAGGAGAAAACACUAUGAAUGAAAAAUAGUGAUUAUAGAAUGGGUAAUUGAGUCUAACUUAUUGAAAGAUCAAGUCUAACUAGUUGAAAAAAGCCAAAAUAGGAGAAAUAUGAAUAGAUACUAUGAGAAAUUGUGAUAGAAUGGGUAAAGAAAGGGGCAAGGUGGAAGUAGAUACCCAUGCCUAUCCCAGGCUAGUACAAUUCAUGUUAUACCCGCCCCAUCGCUGGUCAGGUUGGAUAAUACCCAACGGGGUGGUUUCAAAUUGCCAUCCCUAUAUGAAGGGCAUCAUGAGAGAUCAGUUUGUGCCAAGUUAUCAUCAAUUUUAUAUGCACCAAAUAUUGCAACUUUUCCGACAAGGCAACAAGAGAGUUGAGGACUAAUAUCGAGAGAUGGAGAUGCUGAUGAUUCUAGUUGAUGUUCAUGAAGAUAGGGAGGCUACCAUAGCUCGAUUUUUAAAUGGCUUAAUCAAGUAAUUGGAAACAUUGUAGAGACCCAGCCCUUUGUCGAGCUUGAAGAUUUGGUGCUAUGUGUGGUAAAGUGGAGAGGCAAUAGAAGAGUAGAAGGUUUUACCUUCCACAAGCACCACUAGGCCUACUCCAAAUCCUACAACAAAUCCUAGGUCGAGUAUCCCUCCAAAAGAAGCACGAAAACUCGGGCCAUAGGUUGAAGCUCCAAACCCUAGCGCCAAACAAGGAGCAUCAUCUGGUGGGAUUCAAUGUUUUAAGUGCCAUUGGCGUGGGCAUAUUGCUUUGCAAUGUCCCAACAAGAGGGCAAUGAUUCUGUUAGAGAAUGGUGAGCAUGUAUCUGGAUCUAAAGAAGAAACACAUGAAGCGAAGGACACUUAUGAUUCUAAAAUUGAUGAGACUAAAGAGAUGGAAGCACCUCUGGGCAAGUUAUGUGUGGCUUGAAGGUUAUUGAACAUUCAACCUAAGGAAGAGCUUAAGCAAAGAUAGAACGUCUUCCAUACGAGGUGUGUAUUGGAUGGGAAGCUACUUUCGAUUAGUAGAGGGAGCUGCGCAAACGUGGUGAGUGCGAGUUGUGUCUAGAAGUUGGGGUUAAUGACCAAAAUUCAUUUAAAACCCUACACUCUUCAAUGUCUCAAUGAAAAUGGCUUGAUUAAGGUGGAGAAGCAAGCUCUACUUAAGUUUUCAAUUGCGGAAAUACUUGGAGGAGGUAAUGUGUGAUGUGGUGCCUAUGCAAGCGGCUCAUGUUCUACUUCUUAGGUCGUCGCAAUUCGAUCGAAAUGCACAACAUGAUGGCGUCACCAACAAGUACACAUUGUUGCAUCAAUGUCGAAAGAUCGUGUCAAAGCUCCUAUUUCCUAGAGAAGUUUACCAAUACUAACUUUAAAUACAACAAAACCUAGAGGAGGAGAGGAAGCUCAAGCCACGAGGAUCAGAAAGAAAGUUUCGAGUAACUUGGAGCCCAAGACAAUGAUGCUAGGACGAAGUGGAGACAUGAAGAAAGCUAUAAAUGAUCAAGAACCCAUGAUUGUCAUUUUAUACAAGGGUGUGCUACUCAACCAAGGGUUAAUUCAAGAAAUAUCACCUAGGGCACGAGUGGUAUUAGAAGAGUUCGAAGAUGUCUUUCCCGAGGAAUCUCCAAAGGGCUUACCUUGAAUUUGUGGGAUAGAGCAUCAACUUUACUUCAUUCCUAGAGCCAACAUCCCAAAUAAGGAGGCUUAUUGGACGAAUCCAGGGGAGACAAAGGAGUUCGAAGGCAGAUCGAUGAGCUCAUGGAGAAAGGACAUGCUCGAGAGAGCAUGAGUCCCAACAUAAGUUGAGGAUGUAUGUUGAUUGUCGAGCAGUCAACCAAAUCAAAUUUAAGUAUCAUC